This is a messenger RNA of Coprinopsis cinerea okayama7#130, 378 nucleotides long. RefSeq lists its product as hypothetical. NCBI's taxonomy places the organism in Eukaryota, Fungi, Basidiomycota, Agaricomycetes, Agaricales, Psathyrellaceae. The record is from RefSeq and is a predicted model, not a curated record. The coding region runs from base 1 to 378 and encodes 125 amino acids. The transcript has 4 exons.
AUGGGCCGUGUACAUCUUUCUGCCAAACAUCAACGCGACAGGAAGAAGGUGAAGCGCAUCUCGGCCGAAGAUCCAGACUCAUCAAAACCUGCUGUUGUGAAAGCCAAAAGAGCGAGGCCAAUCAAAAAACGAGGCCGGCACGCAGAAAGGGAGAUCCUGGCCAUGUGUUUGUCCUCUCUCAAACAGUCGCACGAGAAGACUGAUGUGCAAAUUCGCCAUUUGGCUGAUUUCGGGUUCAAGAAUAUACAAGGAGGGGCAGGUAAUAACCGCCCUGCUCGCAACAGUUUGCUCGACAUCCUGGCUGACAUAGACAGGAACCAGAUUGAGAUUGCUACUUGGAUGGACGUCAUGGAGAAGGCUCUCAACCCUGAGCAAUAG